AAGUGGUCCAAGGGUAAGGUCCAGGACAAGGCCAACAACGCCGUGAUCUUCGACGCUGCCACCCUCGCCAAGCUGGAGAAGGAGGUCCCCGCCUACAAGCUGAUCACCCCGUCGGUUCUUGUCGACCGUCUGCGCAUCAACGGCUCGCUUGCCCGCCGUGCUCUGCGCGAGCUCGAGACCCGCGGUUCCAUCCGCCUGAUCUCUGCUCACAACUCGCAGCUGAUCUACACCCGCGCUACCGCUGCUGUUGCCACUGAGGCCUAA
This is a messenger RNA of Linderina pennispora, 264 nucleotides long. Its product is annotated as putative ribosomal protein S25. The record is from RefSeq and is a predicted model, not a curated record. Lineage: Eukaryota; Fungi; Kickxellomycota; Kickxellomycetes; Kickxellales; Kickxellaceae. Gene Ontology annotation, molecular function: structural constituent of ribosome. The transcript has a single exon. Gene Ontology annotation, cellular component: cytosolic small ribosomal subunit. The annotation marks the transcript as partial.